Centruroides sculpturatus (bark scorpion) is the source of this 622-nucleotide messenger RNA. RefSeq lists its product as uncharacterized. NCBI's taxonomy places the organism in Eukaryota, Metazoa, Arthropoda, Arachnida, Scorpiones, Buthidae. The record is from RefSeq and is a predicted model, not a curated record. The transcript is spliced from 4 exons. The annotation marks the transcript as partial.
GUAAACGUAAUUUAGAUCAAGAAAUGGAUCAUAUUGCCCGAAUAAGAUUUAGCGAAUUUGCCGAAUGGAUCAAGAAACGGGUUUUCCAAAGCGAAAUUAUCAACAAGAUUCGCAAAUACAUUAAAAAUUUCAUCACUAAAAAUUCAGAGUUACGAAAACUAAAAGAAGUUUUAUUAAAAUUGAAAGAGGACGACUUUCUUGAACUUUUGGACUUGACUUUUCAAAGUUAUAACAAUAAAAAUUACUGUGACAAUAAAUCUAAAGAAAGAAUAAAUGAAUUAUUUAAAGACUUGGAAGAAGAUCUUCGCGAAAAAGCAAAAAAAUUACAAGAGUUCCUUAAAGAUAGAUGGUUAUUUGGUCUGGAAAAACUUAGGUCUGGUUUUAGUAGAAUCACAGCUUUGGGUAUUGAAAUUAUUGGUGACGGUAAAGAUAUCAGUGUAGAGACAGCCAGAAAAGCUAUUGAAUUUUUUCAAGAAUAUAAAGAUGAUCUAGGAUCACUCUGGGAUCAAAUUAAUGAAACCACGAAGAGCCACAUUGGACAAUUCUAAACAUGCAAAAGAUUUUAGAUAUAUAUCAAUUUUAGUAUGUAUUAAUAGCACUAAAUAAAUAUUUCAAAUAUUUU